CGGGAGGCAGACGAUCUAGUUCGCAGGGAAAGAGCCCAGGAUUGCUGCGCAGUCAGUCGGACGCUAUCUAAGUCGGAGCAAGCAAGCGGCGGACUUCGGACUGGUGCAGUCCAGCAAAACUGCAGAACAGCAGCUCAUCCUCCAGAACUGAGUCCUGAACUACACAGGGAAGCACUGCUGUAACUCAAAGCAUCAGACAGGGACCAGCAGGAUGGGCUCGGCCUGCAUGAAAGUCACCAAGUACUUCCUCUUCCUCUUCAACCUGCUCUUCUUUAUCUUAGGUGCUGUGAUUCUGGGCUUCGGGGUGUGGAUCCUUGCCGACAAGAGCAGUUUCAUCUCUGUCCUCCAGGCCUCCUCCCACACACUCAAUGUGUGCUCCUACAUCUUCAUCAGCGUGGGCGCCGUCACCAUGCUCAUGGGCUUCCUGGGCUGCAUCGGCGCCGUCAAGGAGGUCCGCUGCCUGCUGGGACUGUACUUCGCCUUCCUCCUCCUGAUCCUCAUAGCCCAGGUGGCAGCAGGGGCCUUGCUCUACUUCAAAAUGGAAGAGCUAAAGCAGGAGAUUGGCGAGAUCGUGAUGAAACUCAUCCAGAAUUACAAUGGCAAUCAGGAGGACACUCUGCAGAGUACCUGGGACGAUGUGCAGGCUAAGGCGGAAUGCUGCGGCUGGGUCAGCUACCUCAACUGGACGUCCAAUGAGUGGCUCAUGAACAACACCAAUGUCACCUACCCCUGCUCCUGCAAGAUUCGGGAGAAGGACGAUGACAACCGUCUGGUCACCAAGGGCUUCUGCCAGGCCUCUAGUAACCAGACUCAGAGUGGCAAUAACCCGGAGGACUGGCCUGUGAACAAGGAGGGCUGCAUGAAGAAGGUACAGGAGUGGCUGAAGGAGAACGUGGGUGUCAUCCUGGGCGUGUGCGCGGGUGUCGCUGUCAUUGAGCUCCUGGGGAUGCUGCUGUCCAUCUGUCUGUGCCGGCACGUCCACUCCGAGGACUACAGCAAAGUCCCCAAGUACUGAGGUGGCGGAGCCCCAGCUGACCUCAGAGCUCCCCACCCCAGCUCCAGACCCAUAUCCCACUUCACUGCCAAGGGCCCUCUCCUGGCCAGCCUGGGUGGUCCAGAGCCCCCACCCCCCGUGUCACUGCCUUUCUGCUGCCAGCCUGGAGCCCCUGUCCUGUGGUCCUGGACCCUGCUGCCCACCCUCACCCCUGGGGGUCUCCUUAGCAAGUUGGAGCAAAUGUUCCUUGCUGCCUUCCUCAGGACCCUUGCUCCGGGAUGGGGUCGGGUCUGUGGGGAGCUAUUUUAAAAAUGGGGUUGGGGGGAACUGCCCCAUGGCAGGGGCUGUCCAGGCAGCUUUGAGCACUUCUCAAUGCUCAAUGUCUAUCUGUCUGUUUGUCUUUGGUUUCCACAUUUUCACUGGAGGAGAUGGGAUGGGGGCUCUUACCUGAGCAUGGUACCUGGGUCCCCAAUAUGAGCCCACUGAUUUCUUACUCCAGUAGCUCAGAGCAGCUGUGCUGCCCAGGGUGAUGGUCCUAGUGGCCGAGAUCUGGCCCAAGCGGUCCCAGGAACUAGGAUGUGGCCUUCCCCCCCC
Suncus etruscus (white-toothed pygmy shrew) is the source of this 1588-nucleotide messenger RNA. It is a transcript of the gene CD82, whose product is annotated as CD82 molecule. Gene Ontology annotation, cellular component: membrane. The record is from RefSeq and is a predicted model, not a curated record. Bases 212 to 1015 code for a protein of 267 amino acids. NCBI's taxonomy places the organism in Eukaryota, Metazoa, Chordata, Mammalia, Eulipotyphla, Soricidae. The transcript has 10 exons.